AUGGAGAUCCCAGACCACCUAGUCGAGAAGUACACUGCGGAGCGGACAAAGCGACUUCGCUCCGGCCAACUCGCGCAGUUCGUCGACUUUUGUGACCCAGAACUCGCUUGCAUGGAAAAAGACCCCUAUGUCAACUAUGACGCACUAGCUUCCAGGGGUGUCCCACUCAAGGACGGGUCCGAGGUCAAGGUCCUGAUUGCUGGUGGAGGAAUGUUUGGGGUGAUGACAGCUCACCAGCUGGUGAAUAAAGCCGGCAUUUCCAGCAGCGACAUCGUCAAAAGCUGGUACCCAGGCGUAGCGUACGAUAUCGAAGGGUAUUGUUACGUGCCAUUGCUGGAGGAAACUGGUUCCUACGGCCAUGAAAUCCGGGAGCAUCUCAAACGGAUAACCAACCUGUCCAACAUUCAAGGCCAAUUCUGCACCACUAUCAAACACCAAAAGUGGGACGAUGAGGUAAAGCGUUGGGUAGCGACUCUGGAUCAGUAUCUGGGACCUAACCAUGGGCGACAACAACUGACUAUUCGUGCUCAAUUCCUGGUUCUUGACGGUGGAAUACAAACCUCUCCUCAUGCCCCAAAAUUGAAUGGCAUCGACACAUUCAGUUCAGCGCCGGAUAAGGUUGUCAUGCAUACAGGACGCCGGGAUUGGUCCAAGACUGGCGGCUCCCAGGAAGUCCCAGACAUGACAAAACUUCAAGGGAAGCGGAUUGGAAUCAUUGGCACCGGGGCCACUGCAGUUCAAGUUGCACCCCAUGUGGCCAAGUGGGCAGGCCAUACCUACGUCUUCCAACCGUACAAGCCCGGCUGGCAGCACGAGCGUGUGGCGAACCUGGAUGCGAUAUGUACAGGUCAGCCGGUUGAUGAGGAUAUGAUACAGGAUGGCUGGACUCAAGUAACCGGGAUGAGAGCCGCACUGGGUCAUAAGGGCGAGGUCAUCGCUGCGGAUGAAGAGGAAGAUCAUGUCAAGAAGAUGUUGAACCUCGACUAUCCGUGGAUGGAAAAGAUACGAGCUCGCGUUGACGCCGAGGUGAUGGACCCUUCGGUCGCCUAG
This is a messenger RNA of Colletotrichum aenigma, 1050 nucleotides long. RefSeq names its product Baeyer-Villiger monooxygenase ATR8 (gene ATR8). Bases 1 to 1050 code for a protein of 349 amino acids. Lineage: Eukaryota; Fungi; Ascomycota; Sordariomycetes; Glomerellales; Glomerellaceae. The record is from RefSeq and is a predicted model, not a curated record. The transcript is spliced from 4 exons.